Molecule: messenger RNA, 911 nt
Organism: Tauraco erythrolophus (red-crested turaco)
Lineage: Eukaryota; Metazoa; Chordata; Aves; Musophagiformes; Musophagidae
Source: RefSeq, a predicted model, not a curated record
AUAAUCUAUAUUGCCUGUUAUCCCAAGGUGUAUGAAACAAUCAUUUUCAAGAUGCACGGAAUAUCACGUGUUGCAUCGACACCAGGAACAAGUUCAAGAGUGUUUAAUAGAGAACAUAGACGCAGCCCCUCACAACAUAUUUUUCCAAGUUGUGCUCGUACCUUUUUGGACAAUGACCCUGCCUAUGAGUGUUGUUCCACAAAUCCUCUGACAGGCUCCCUUUCCACAUGUCGCCGCAGCCCUCGGCUGCUUUCCAAUGGGUAUUACGUUUCGACAGAAGACAGUUUUCUGUCUGACGAAGAGGGCAACGUAACACUGACACCAUCCCAGACAAGUGUUACAUAUAAAGAGAAUUUAGUUCGUGUAUUCAGGCGAAGGAAGAAAAUCCGUCGCUCUCUUGCCAGUUUGUUCAAUCUUGGUGUCUCCAGUUCAUGGCUCAGCAGCACCGUCCUCAGCAAUAUGGAUUCCUCCCAUAUAGAUGAUUCUUGGCCUGAUGGAUGCAAUAAACUAGAAGCCAGUCAGAGUGAUGUUGGUGAUUCAGACUUUUCUUCUGAAUAUAAUAGCUAUGUGCCACAAAGGCAAACUCCAGCAUCCAAUGGAGCCCCUCUCGCCAAGGAUGAGGAGUCCCUUCAGCCUGGGAAACUAUUUUGUGCUUCACAAUCCUACUCUUCAAUUAUGAUAAAUGCAAAUGAAGAGACUUUGAGCAAUGCAGAAUUCAGGACAGUGCAAAACGCUCUUUCUCAGAUGGUCGCACUGAUCGUGUGUUUAAUCAUGUCAGUAUGUACAAGAUAUUUUCUGGGAGGAUUUUCUGCCACUUUGUUGCUGAUAAUUUUAGUUUUUCUUUUGUUCCAAGAUGCUGCUGUGUCAUCUUUCUUCAGUCUUGACACAUCUUUCAAAACAACUAAGUUUUG